Molecule: messenger RNA, 1074 nt
Organism: Striga asiatica
Lineage: Eukaryota; Viridiplantae; Streptophyta; Magnoliopsida; Lamiales; Orobanchaceae
Source: the annotation of a GenBank genome assembly
AUGGGCGCAUCGUUAUCCAAUUUGACCGAAAACGGGCCGAGCAACGGCGGGCCGGGCCUGGGCGAUAUACCGGAGAGCUGCGUGGCGUGCGUGUUCCUCUACCUCUCUCCGCCGGAGAUAUGCAACCUGGCCCGGCUCAACCGCGCCUUCCGCGGCGCCGCCUCGUCGGACGCCGUCUGGGAGACCAAGCUUCCGCCCAAUUACCUCCAACUCUUCGACCUCCGGGCCCGCCCCGACGUCCACCAGAGCCUCCGGAAAAAGGACAUAUUUGCCCUCCUAUCUCGACCUCUCCCCUUCGAUGACGGCAACAAGGCACACAUACUUUUCAUUUUUAGCUUGGGACAAUUGCAGGUGGUGUGGGUGGACAAAUUUACAGGGAGAGUCUGCAUGUCAGUAUCAGCUAAGGCAAUGGCCAUCACGGGCAUUGAGGACAGGAGAUAUUGGAAUUGGGUCCCCACAGAAGAAUCUAGCAUAGAGCAGUCUCUGGCAGUACUAGAUGGAGAUUCAUGUGCACAUAUGCAUCAGUUAGAGCAUGUGAAGUUCAAUGGUUUCUGUUCGGGCUCUGCAAUAUUUAGUGUUGUGGCCUAUUUACAGCAAAUAUGGUGGUUUGAAGUUGACGGCACCGUAAAAUUUCCCUUGCCGCCCGAUAUAUACACGCUAUCGUUUAGAAUUCACCUAGGUAGAUUUUCCAGGAGGCUCGGGCGCCGUGUGUCAAGUUUCGAACAUACUCAUGGAUGGGAGAUAAAGCCCGUUAGGUUCGAAUUCUCUACUUCAAAUGGCCAACAAGCGUCGAGCGAGUGCUUUUUAGACGAGCCACAGCAAGAUGACGGUGACAGUAGUAAUAAUAAUAAUAAUAACAGUAAUAGUUAUUAUACUACGAGUCACAAGCGUGGCUGCUGGAUAGAUUAUAAGGUGGGUGAAUUUACGGUGAGGCAAUCGGAUUGUGAAACCGAGGUGAGAUUUUCGAUGAAACAAAUUGACUGCACUCAUUCGAAAGGUGGGCUAUGUGUUGAUUCUGUUUCGAUAAUUCCAGUCGAGUUGAAAGGGCAUAGGGGGAGAGGGGUUUUGAAGUGA